This is a messenger RNA of Capsicum annuum, 4085 nucleotides long. RefSeq names its product RRP12-like protein. The transcript has 18 exons. The coding region runs from base 150 to 3638 and encodes 1162 amino acids. The record is from RefSeq and is a predicted model, not a curated record. Lineage: Eukaryota; Viridiplantae; Streptophyta; Magnoliopsida; Solanales; Solanaceae.
CUCCCUCUGUUCAUUUUACUUGAUGCCACUAUUUUGAUCCAUUGUGGACAAUUUUACCCCUUAUAUUAUUUUUUUUUUUUUUUUUCUAAAACCCUUCACCUUAAACCCUCUUCAACAAAGACAACAACAUCAUUUCUCUGUCUCUUGCAAUGGACAACAACAACAACAAUGUCUUUAACAACAAUUCUGACAUAUGCCAACAACUCCUCCAACGUUACAGCAAAUCUUCAGCACCACAACAUCAUCACCUUUGUGCUAUUGCAGCUGCCACACGUUCCAUUAUACAAUCUGAAUCUUUACCAAUAACCCCUUUCUCUUACUUUGCUGUUACCAUUUCUACAAUUUCAAAUUCUCAAGAUUCUCUUGACCCACAAGAGUUAUCUGGGGUGUCAUCUUUUUUAGCAAUUGUACUUCCUUUAGUUAAUCAAGAAGAUGUUAGUUUGGAUAAAGUUGUUGAGGCAAUUGGGGUUCUUGUGGGGAUUCUUGAAAAGGGGUUGUUGGAGAGUGAAGGGGUUUUAGGGACUUCUACUGUGAGGGCUUUUGUGAAGUGUUUGGGGAUUUUAGUUGGGUUUUGUGAUAAGGAAGAUUGGGAUUCUGUGAAAGUUGGGUUUGAGAUUCUUGUGAAGUUCUCCAUUGAUAAGAGGCCAAAGGUGAGAAAAUGUGCUCACGACUGUAUUGUGAGUCUUUUCAAGUCAUUUGGUUCAACUGCUGUGGCUAAGAAGGCUGGUAAACGAAUUUACUCCUUGAUAAAAGAGAACACGGCAUUGGCAUUGAAGCUAAGUGCGCUAAAGGAAAUAAGUGGAUCUAAAGAUGAGCAUCAAGAGGUGCUUCACUCUCUCAAUAUCCUGAAGCCUAUUAUCCCGUACCUUACAGUCAAAGACAAUGAGAAGGUACUUGCUCAACUAGUGGAGCUUAUGAGUUCCCAGAGCUCAGCAUUCACAAGACACAUUUUUGAUAAUAUUGGGGCGAUAUUAGAUUCUUCAGGGAUUGAAAUCAUUCUUCCAGAAGCUGACCAAAUUAUAAAAGCUCUUGUAUCAUACAUGUCGUCUGCGGAAAACCCUGCUGACAAUGUAUUGUUUGCCGCAAAUUUAGCAAAAGGCAUCAUUGACAAACUCCAUGACGGCGGAAUGAGUGUUUGGGUUACCUAUUUGCCUUUGGUUGUUGGCUCCAUAUCAGGUCUUCUUACACGUCCAGAAAAUAUCGCUUUACCGGCUUCAAAUAUUUUGAAAGAAUUGAUCAAUGGUCAUAUUGAUGGGAAAAAGUUUUUGACCGCCAAAAAGCAGACAGUGGAUGAUGAGGCUCUCAGUGGUUCUGAAUUUGAAGCAGUUAAAGCUAUUUGUUUAGUCUUUGAAAACAUGCUUCUCAGCUCUUCUGAAUAUCCAAACGAUCAUAUAUUGGCAAUCCUCUCUGUUAUGUUCCUUAAAUUGGGUGAGGUCUUGGACUUCUGUGAGAAGGGUAUAAUACUUAAACUUGCUGAUUGGAUGAUUGUUGCUUCUGGGGGUGCUUAUGAUACAAAAAAUCUUCAGGAGUGCAUAGGAUCAGCUGUUGUUGCUAUGGGACCAGAGAAACUGCUUGCCCUGUUACCCAUCUCCCUGAAUACGAAGGAUUACUCGUUGUCAAACAGUUGGUUGAUUCCUGUUUUAAAUAAAUAUGUAUGUGGAUCAUCACUUGGGUUCUUUCUGAAGCAUGUGGUGCCACUUGCUGUGUCCUUCGAGCAGACAUCAUCAAAAGUUAAAAAAUCAGUAAUUCGAGAAGAACUGCAGGCUUAUGCCCGUGGGUGUUGGGGACUAUUACCUGCCUUUUGCCACUGUCCAUCUGACGUUCACAAGAAGGCCCAAGCUUUGACUACACUUUUGAUUCCUUUUUUAAAGGAGGACUCCUUUAUGCUCGAGUAUAUUUCUGCAGCUUUACAGGAACUGGUGAAUAAGAAUAAAAAUGUGCUUGCAUCUGAUAACUUAUCUGAAGAGCUUAUAGUUCACCAGACGGAGAACAAAAAUCUUGAUUUGGCAUUGGAGUUCAAACGCAGAUGCUCUUACUCAAAGAAGUCUGCUAGCAAAAAUAUUAAGGCUUUGGCAUCGUGCUCUGAGGAAUGGCUCCAGGCUUUAGUAAACGUCUUUUUUGAAUCAUCUCCUGCAAAGUACCAGCAGUUCAAGGAAGCAAUAGAGUGCUUGACAUCCAUCACUGAUUCUUCGUUAACCCAAAGAAUCUUUACCUCUUCAAUGGAGAGAGCCGGGAUUACAAAUGAUAUUGGUGAAUACAGGAAGCUUGGACCUCAUUCAACAGACAACAAAGAAAAUAACUCCACUCUUCUUGAGGAAGUAGCUAAGAGGUGCAUGAUCUUGGAGUUGGGAUCGUGCUUCAUUGAAGGAUCUAACGAGGAUCUCAUUGAAGUCCUCUUUGGUAUCGCUAGGGAUGUUUUGGAGGCUUCUCAUGGAGCUGGUCAUCAUGAAGCAUAUCACAUUCUAAGUAAAAUAUUAGAGAAACAUUCCUGGUUCCGCUCUUCACAUCUUGAGCAGCUGAUGGGUUUAUUCGCUUCUGUGAAGCCUCCAACUGAUACAAAAUCACUUACGAGUCGAUUUGCCUGCUACAAAACCUUGUUGAUUGAUGCAAUUCAGGGUAAUAUGGAUGAGGAAAACACAGAGGCCUUUCUCAUUCUUAAUGAGAUUAUUCUCGCAUUAAAGGAUUCCACAGAAGAAGGUAGAAAGACAGCAUAUGAUGCCCUUAUCGGUGUGUGUUCUAGCUUGAGGGACUCUUCAUCUGCUAAGUCGGACGAAUCUUAUAAGAAGUUUGUUGAUAUGAUUAUAGCUUACCUUUCUGGUUCAUCGCCGCAUAUAAAAAGUGGAGCAGUCUCUGCACUUUCCGUUCUGGUUUAUAGUGAUGCCAAUAUCUGUCUCUCAGUCCCUGAUCUUGUCCCUUCCGUUCUGACAUUGCUGCAGAGCAAAGAUGUCGAGGUUACAAAAGCUGUUCUGGGAUUUGUUAAAGUAUUUGUAUCUAGUAUUAAAGCAAAGGACCUGCAUAAUUUACUCUCAGACAUCGUCAACGGAGUGCUACCUUGGUCAUCUGUGUCGCGCCAUCAUUUUAAAUCAAAGGUCACGGUCAUCGUGGAGAUCUUGAUGAGGAAGUGUGGAGUUGCCGCAGUUAAGUCGGUUGCAUCUGAGAAGUACAAAAAUUUCCUCAAGACAGUCUCAGAGAAUCGUCAUGGCAAGUCGAGCUUUAAAGAAGAUGGCACCGGUGAGAUGGAAUCAACUCCUUCGGAUUCAAGGCAACGUAAAAGGAAGGAUAGAGAAUCUAGUGAUACACUCGAGGAAAAAGAUUCCGGUGGACCUAACCGAAGGAAGAAGAGAAAGGAGGAAGGUGUCAUGGGAGGUAAAACAAGGAAACGAGAGAUGAAAAGGAAGAACAACACAACCGAUGAACCUCAGUUCUCUUCGGGCAGCAGUGCUGGUAGGCAAAGAAAGAGAGAAUUUGGUCAUCGCAAACAGGAAGGUGAUAAAGCACCACCGCAGAAGAGAGAUAACGGAGGCAGACUAAAGAGGGGCUUCCCCGGAAAGGGAAAGAUCGACAGGCAAAAAAAGCCAGCUGCUGGUGUACGAGGUUCUGGUGCUAAUAAACGACAGAAAACCAACAAAAACAGCUAGCAAACAUACUGAUCUAGAACACGAAACAGUUUACAAGAUCCCUCGGAUAGAGGAUGGAAGAACUUUGAGGCGAUGAAAUAUCAAACUAGAUUGAAAUGACUCAUGCUGCUUCAUCGAAGAUGGAUUCUUGGCAUUACAACGGUUGCUGCUGUUGCCGGAAGAUAUCAACAAUGUGUCGAUGCACAGAUCAUACUAUAUAUGGUGCAAUUCGGCGUGUAUAAUCUCUUCCUUCUGCUCUGGAACUUAAUGCCAAUCAAGUUUUGUUGUAUUUUGGUCACAGUUUAGUUUCAAUUUUGUACUUUGAUUAUAAGAUGGCAAUCUUAUAUGCACCUGUAUCUCCCAGUUGUUGUUGGGAACAUGGACAUAUACUUUUAGAACAGUGAACAAGUAAAAAUGGACGAAGAAAAUAUUACUAUUUAAUGAUCGUUUUCUUUUUUUGAUUCUUCA